Vicia villosa (hairy vetch) is the source of this 699-nucleotide messenger RNA. Its product is annotated as protein MAIN-LIKE 1-like. Gene Ontology annotation, biological process: meristem development; meristem maintenance. Bases 1 to 699 code for a protein of 232 amino acids. The transcript has 2 exons. Lineage: Eukaryota; Viridiplantae; Streptophyta; Magnoliopsida; Fabales; Fabaceae. The record is from RefSeq and is a predicted model, not a curated record.
AUGGCUAUUCUAGAGAGGUGGCAUCCAGAGACUUCGUACUUUCAUCUUCCUCACGGUGAGAUUACCAUUACUCUUGACGAUGUUGCAUGCCUUCUGAAUCUACCUAUCAAGAGUACCCUCCUUGGUUACGAUAGGCUGACAAAGGAGGAAGUGAUGGAGAUGAUGAUUGAGGAGCUAGGGGCUAGUCCUGCUGACGCACUUGAGAAGGUGGAGAGGACCCGCGGGGCGCACGUGAGGUUUCACUUCUUGCAACGAAUAUAUGAUGCGGAGCUUCUUGCGGCACAUGAGGCUGUUGGUGACGAGGCAGAGGUGAAUAUACACAGAGAGCGGGUGCUGAGAUGUUACUUCCUAUAUUUGAUAGGCACUCAGCUCUUUGUGUACACGAGCUCGACGUACACAGAAGUCGCUUACUUGGCGUACUUAUCGGAUCUCGCACGUGUCCAUGAGUACAAUUGGGGAGCGGAUACACUGGCGUACAACUACCACAUACUCGGAGUGGGAUGCCUGUGGAAGGAAAGAAGUGUGGCUGGCAGUUGUACCCUGUUAGUGGGUUGCAUACUACAGCAGUUCCCUGAUAUUAUUGGCUGGGGAGAGGUGUUGGGUUACACAGCGACCAUGUCGCGUGCCAUAGCCUUCGCCCCCCUCAGAGGGAACCAGGUGUCGGAUCCUUACAAGCGUUGUCUUGAUUGCAUGAUGUAG